UGUAUGUGUCUUGACAGCGGUCGACCCGGCCGAACUCAUCGGGACUGGGGAAAGACUUUACCGCCGCUGCCGCCGCUUCCUUCCCGUCCAGUUUUAAACGGAUAAUUUAACAAAAUAACACACAAGUUUCUGGCGGAUUCACCGGACUUUUAACGGCUGUGGAUUCAGCCGUUACUUUCUUCUUCUCAGCGGUGUUCACACUGUUCGUUAUCCCGCGGCCGGCGGCUAGCAUCGGUUACUGCUGCUAAACAUGGUGGCCUGUCGGCAACAAGAAGAAACGAGUCCAGUUUGGGGAAUUUAGAGGAUUUUUAAAGCCACUUGGUCGGGUGUCCCUGUGAAGCUCCGCUGCUCUGGACACACUACCCCCCCCCCUCAUUUUAAGUUUUAUUCGGAGGUUCGUGGACUUCGGCGCGAGGCUGCCUUUCUGUUUACGUUGAAACGAGCGGCGGACCAGCACCAGUCCGUGUUUUGUGGACCGUGGGUAAUUGUAGUUUAGUCUAACUUCAGAAGUUGUCACCAGGCCGCCUCAAAGUUUUCCACCUGAUUUUGGGGAAAAAUUGCAAAAGACAUGCCCCCACUGAUGGGACAACGCGUCAAAUAGCGACACGGUUUAGUUUUCUGACCGUUGUGUUUCUAGUGCGGAUGACUUGACACAUAGAAAUGAAUUGAUGCACAAGUGCAGCCUUCUGGGACUACUUUUAUCCUGCGAGUUUCUUUUAACAGCCCCCCCCCAACCCCCUUUUUUGAAGUUUGAUUCCUUGUUAAUCUGUGGAUUAUUAUGGAUUAUUAUUAUGGUUUAAUCCAAACUGCAUCAGACCGGGAAUUUUGGAAAUAACUGCUGCUGCUGCUGCUGAUGAUGAUGAUGAUGAUGAUGACAGAGAAAAGCGAUGGUUCCCCUUCGUUAUGAUUUUGAGUAGAGAGGAGUUCAUUACAUGGAGACUCGCCUGACAUGCCAAGGAAGGAGUUGCCACUACCUGAGGGUUGGGAGGAAGCCAGAGACUUUGAUGGCAAAGUCUAUUACGUUGACCACAUUAACCAGUGCACCAGCUGGAUCGACCCCAGAGACAGGCACACGAAGCCUCUGACGUUUGCUGACUGCAUCGGGGAUGAGCUGCCGGUCGGUUGGGAGGAGGCGUAUGACUCCGCCGUCGGACCGUACUAUGUCGACCACAACACGAAGAGCACGCAGCUGGAGGACCCGCGGGCCCAGUGGCAGCGGGAGCAGGAGUUUAUGCUGCGGGACUACCUGGCCGUGGCUCGCGACGCGCUCAGCGCCCAGAAGGAGAUUUACCAGGUGAAGGAGCAGAGGCUCCGCCUGGCGCAGCAGGAGUACCGGCAGCUCAAUGAUGCGUGGAAGGACAAGUCGACGUCACAGACCAGCUUGAAUUCCAGAUCGUCCUCGUCCAGCAAGUAUGACCCAGACAUCCUAAAAGCAGAAAUAGCCACAGCCAAAAGUCGGGUGAACAAGCUGAAGCGGGACCUGGCCUGUAUGAAGCAGGAGCUGCAGCACAAAGAACAAGGCUUUGAGACCCUCAAAGAGAUUGACCAGAAGGUGUCCAACAGCCCGUAUGGUUACAAGCUGCAGGAGGCACAGACUAUACUCAGCGAGGUCCGCUCCAUUCGAGAUGUCAUCAGCUCUGGGGAGAAGGAGAAGCAGGAACUCAUGCAGAAACUGGCGGUGCUGAAGGACAGUUUCCAGCUGGACUCGGGCUCCCAGCAGGAGCUGUGGGGCAGCAGCCCGUCGCUCGCCAACUCGGAGCUGUCCAUCCCUCGGCUCUACUCCGACGCCGGCUCGCAGACCGACAUCCCCGCCGAGUUCAUGACCAGCACCAACAAACUGGCAGAGAAGGUCCGUGUGAGUCUGAAGUACGAGGAGGCCAAGAGAAGGUACGCAUGACUCUGGGAAGAGGAACGUGUGCCGGUGCAGAUCGCCAAACUGGACAGCGAGGCGUGGCCGGGGCUGCUGGACCCGGAGCGAGACCGCCUCAUCCUCAUUAACGAGAACGAGGCAAGCCAGUCCACCCCACCUGAGCAGAGAGAAGCUGGAACCCCUCAUCCUCGAUUAACGACUGAGGAGCUCUUAAUGGAGUCAUGCUUACAGCUACAGACGCACAACCAGAGCAAGGCUCUGACGGAGAGGCUGAGGCUUCACUGCAAGAGGAACAAGCUGGUCAGAGAGCUGGAGGAGAUGGUGCGACUGGCCACAUCACUACAUACUCAACUCAAAGGCCUGUCGGCCAGCACUCUGUCCUGUUCGUCCGGCAGCAGUCGAGGCUCUCUGACGUCCAGCCGCGGCUCGCUGGCCACCACCUCCAGCCUCGGCUCCACCUCCUCCCUAAGCUUCACCGACAUCUACCUGGAGCAGCCCGAGCUGGCUGACCCGGACUUCCAGAACAAGCUGGACAGCCUCCUGCAGGAGGGCGGCCAGGGAGGCUACCGCCCCUCCAGCUCCAUCACGACGAUACAUGAGCACGAAGUGGUGACGGGCUCCGGAGGGAGGGACGCCGAGAGGCCUGAGGGCACAGCAGGCGAGGUGCGAGGAGACGCGGGGUGUUCUGCUGGAGGAGGUUCAGGAGGAAGCGGCGGUGUCGGAGCUGAGUCGGGGUCGUCGAGGAUCCAGACGCUCAGACAGUCAGAAACCCCUCGCUCCAUGAGCUCCUUAUCGCCGCGGUCGUCUCUUUCCUCGCUAUCUCCGCCAUGCUCGCCGCUGGUCACAGACACUAGUUUCCUGUCUGGAGAGACAUUCGCAGGCCAGACGGGACCCGGCGGGUUGAGCAUGGAUCUGGAGCUCCACAGCAGGCUCGCAGAACUGGAGCUCAGCCUGGACUCUCAGGAGCAGCGGCAGGAGGAGCACGGGGGUCCCGUGGGGCUGGAGGAAAAGCAGAACCACAACACCACACUGGGCGAGGAGGUCAAAGACUCGGCUCCCGAGCUGCGAGGGACAGGGGCGGGGCCAAAGAAGAUGGGCGUGACCUCAGCGGUGUCUGACGAGUCGGUGGCAGGUGACAGCGGUGUGUACGAGCCUUCAGAGCGCAGGCCGGGCCUCCCCGCUGACCUCCCCCUGGGCUCCUACGAGGAGAGGUUGGCGCUCGGCUGCUCUCAGGUGCAGCUCAGCUUCCGCUACGAGUCCAGAGACCAACGCUUCACCAUCUACGUCAUGCAGCUAUCCAACUGCAGCGCCCUCUGUCUGCCGGCUGACCAGAAAAUGUAUGUGCGUGCGGCGGUGCUGCCCUGCGCGGAGGCCACGCGCUGCCUCUUCCGAACACGCGGCUCUCUGCCUCAGGACGUCGUGGAGGUCAACGAGGUGUUCAGCAUGCAGAUAUCCCACAGUGCAUUGCGGCAAAAGACACUCAGGGUUGACAUCUGCAACACCAGCAAGUCGGGCCACGAAGAGUGUCUGGCGGGAGCCCAGAUCAGCCUGGCUGAUGUCAGCUGUUCAGAGGAGAAAUGCACCAAGUGGUACAACCUGCUGAGUCAUGCCUAUAUGCCCGAGAUCAACAACAAGGACAAAGAGAGCCGAGCGGCCGGAGGCUCCGACAGGCCUCGUGUUUCCAGCAGUGACGGAGUCGGAGCUCCUGGGGACGAUGGGUGGCAUGGCAACGCUCUGGACAUGUUUGAUGAUGAAGAAGGAAACGGCGUGGAGGGGGUGGGGCCUCUGGAGGAAGAGGACGAGUUUUAUCCCGACAGCAGCCAAUGGGAAGCAGAGGAGGAGGAAGAGGAGAAGGUGACCAAACCUCCUCCUUAUUUUGCAGCAGCCAUCACAGAAAAGGUCAACAAGGAGACGAGCAUGGACAACAUGUUGCCGUCCCACCACAGCUCGGUGGUUCGACCCAAGGAACGGCGCCCGGACGUCCACCAGCAGAACCCGUUCAUGAGGGGGAACACCAUCAUCCGCUCCAAGACCUUCUCCCCAGGACCGCAGAGCCAGUACAUCUGCAGGAUUAAUCGCAGUGACAGCGACAGCUCCACCCUCUCCAAGAAGUCUCCAUUUGUCAGAAACGCCUCAGAGAGACGCAGCAUGCGCAUGAAGAAGCCUCCUGUUCAGGUUAAAGGUCUGGAUGGUCUGCUGCGGACGUCCCUGGACCUGGAGUUGGACCUGCAGGUGUCUCGGACGCGGCAGGCCCGCCUGGCGCAGGAGCUGCGGGUGCUGAGGGAGUUGAAGACGCAGCUGGAGACGGCGAGACAGCAGGGCCGGAGAGAGCUGCCGGCCUGGGUCCAAGAAGACGAACGCUUCCGCAUCCUCCUGAAGCAGGCCGAGAAACAGACUCGUGAGGAGCAGCUGCAUGAGAAGCGGGUGGAGAAGAUGAUGAGAGCAGCAGCCAAGGAUGUCCACAAGAUCAGGGGCCAGAGCCGUAAAGAGGUCCCCGAGGUGCAGACCUUCAGAGAGAAGAUGGCGUUCUUCACGCGAGCAAAGAGCAACAUCCCCGACCUGCCGGCGGACGACGUGUAGAGAAGCAUUUCAAAGUAUUUCCCCCCCACGAGUCUUAACCUGCUGUUCCCAUACAAAUGAAGCAAAUGUUUGGCGGUGUUAUGAAGAACUUUAAAAAACAAUAAUAAUAUGUUUAGUAGAGAAAACACUCAAAACCGUGAAGAAGCACAUUUUUAAAGAGCUCAGCAUUUCUAAUGUGGAUAGUCUUUCUUUGUAAAUUAGUGAUAGCACGGCUCGAGCUUCUUUUUUUAUUAUUUCACUCUCUCUUCCACUUUGUGUUUCUGUUACUAACAGGCUGUUUAUACGCUCGUAGGUGUUUCAAAUCAUUCCAGCACAAAGUCACACAGCUGCACAAAGAGUUUUGUACUAAAAAGACAAAUUUGGCAAAUAUAUGUAUAUUAAUAGCACAAAACAAUGUCGAACGAUGGUACUAAACGAGCAAUUUAAGCUGAAAUAUCUCAACAGAGAUAUUUAAUAUUGAUUUUCAAGUAAUGCAGGCUUUUUUUUUAUUUACAUUUUGACAACUUUCUACGCAGACAAACACACCUGAAGCUUGUCUGAUGUGUACAAUACUUACAGCACAUCAGCGCCGGCGUCUUUCACCACACGAUACAACAACACAAGAGGAAAAACUGGAGCGUCUUUGCUUUACAAACAUUACUGAAUGAACUGGAUCUGAUGAUUCGAAGAUAAAAAAGUCGUCAUGAUUGUGUAGAAACAGCACUAACUCUCACUAACACUCAGGUAGUUGAUCGGAUAGUCUGCACUUUAAGAAACUUGAGGUAAAAGUACAAAAGAAAAAAGAAACUGUGGGUUUUUGGAGGAGGAGAAAGAAAUCCUCGAAUGCGCUGGAAUGAUUGUUGAUUGUCGAAACACACACAGGAAGUGAAGAUCGGAGGUAUUUUUGAUGACUGUGAACUAAAGGAGUUUUAAUUUC
Cottoperca gobio is the source of this 5366-nucleotide messenger RNA. RefSeq names its product WW and C2 domain containing 1 (gene wwc1). Lineage: Eukaryota; Metazoa; Chordata; Actinopteri; Perciformes; Bovichtidae. The transcript is spliced from 23 exons. Gene Ontology annotation, biological process: cell migration; regulation of hippo signaling; regulation of DNA-templated transcription. The record is from RefSeq and is a predicted model, not a curated record. Gene Ontology annotation, cellular component: cytoplasm. Gene Ontology annotation, molecular function: molecular adaptor activity; kinase binding.